Molecule: messenger RNA, 822 nt
Organism: Fraxinus pennsylvanica
Lineage: Eukaryota; Viridiplantae; Streptophyta; Magnoliopsida; Lamiales; Oleaceae
Source: the annotation of a GenBank genome assembly
AUGAACAAUAUUAUGUUUUUUUCCAUUGCAAACCACACUAUUACUGUAGUUGGAUCAGAUGGCAGCUACACGAAGCCCUUAAAGAACGAUCUUAUUGCCAUUUCCCCUGGACAAACCAUAGAUUUCUUGUUGGAAGCUAAUCAAAAACCUGACCACUACUACAUGGCUUCCAGGGUUUAUGCUAGUGCCGGGAAUUACGACAACACAACAACAACAGCUAUUAUUGAGUAUAGGGGAAAUUAUACUCUCCCAGCAUCUUUAUUUCUUCCUAGUCUUCCUAAUUUCAAUGAUACAAAUGCUUCAGCUAAUUUCACCGGGCAACUCAAAAGUUUGGCAAGUAAAAAUCAUCAUGUUGAUGUUCCACUGAAUGUGACCACUAAAUUAUUCUUUACCCUUUCCAUCAAUUUAAGUCCUUACCCCAAUAUUUCAUGUGAGGGACCUUUCAAUGAACGUUUUUCAGCAAGUGUGAAUAAUAUAACUUUUCAGCUACCCAAAGUCAACAUUCUUCAAGCUUACUAUAGGCGCAUCAGAGGAGUCUACGGAAAUGACUUUCCCAGUGAUCCACCAUUGACUUUCAAUUAUACUGUAGAUUUUACCCCAAGAGACUUGUGGAGGCCUGAAAAUGGGACAGACGUAGUAGUUCUUGACUAUAAUUCCACAGUGGAGUUCGUUUUCGAGGGAACAAAUACAGUUGCAGGGAUGAAGCCCAUUUCUUUCAGAAGAUGCCGCUCAGUUUUGAUCAAAUCUGCUUUCAGAUCCACAUAUUUCUGUAGACAAACAAGAGAAGAAAUUAAUCCAGUUCCUACACCCGCUUCCGAUUAG